This is a messenger RNA of Eucalyptus grandis, 1792 nucleotides long. RefSeq names its product polygalacturonase At1g48100. Gene Ontology annotation, biological process: carbohydrate metabolic process. The transcript is spliced from 7 exons. The record is from RefSeq and is a predicted model, not a curated record. Bases 70 to 1578 code for a protein of 502 amino acids. NCBI's taxonomy places the organism in Eukaryota, Viridiplantae, Streptophyta, Magnoliopsida, Myrtales, Myrtaceae. Gene Ontology annotation, molecular function: polygalacturonase activity.
UUAAUACACUCCUUCAAACGUCUCCCUCCCUCCCUCCCUCCUUCUGUUUCAUUAGCCGGACCCAAGAGGAUGACUAAGAUCAAUCUGAAGAAUGACGCCUCCCUUCUUCUCAUUGCCAUUUUCAUUUUGAGUGCAAGUUUGGGGACUUGCUAUGGCAGAGAAGGCAAGCGUUGGAGGCACAGCGAAGCUCACCCACUGAAAAAGGGAGAAGGUCAUCGAGAUGGACACCAACACCACCAUCAACAUCACCGCCGCCUUUCGCCGAAGGUGAUGGGAGACGGGUACACUGUUCCUCAUGAGACUAUGACAAGUUUAGCAGGAAGUUCAGGGAGUACUACCACCUUUAAUGUGCUGGACUAUGGGGCUAAAGGUGAUGGACAUGCUGAUGAUACAAAGGCAUUUGAAGCAGCUUGGGCAGCAGCAUGUCCAGUGGCGGCAUCAACGCUGGUGGUCCCAUCUGGGUCCGUGUUUAUGGUUAAACCAAUCUCUUUUUCAGGGCCUAAUUGCAAACCGGGCAUUGUGUUUCAGUUAGAUGGCAAGAUUAUUGCUCCAACAAGCUCUCAGGCUUGGGGAUCAGGUCUCCUCCAAUGGAUUGAAUUCACAAAGCUUACAACGAUCAAAAUUCAGGGAAAGGGCAUCAUAGAUGGACAAGGCUCGGUGUGGUGGAAUGAUUCACCCACUGUUAAUCCAACAGACGAGUUGGAUUCGAUCUCCUCCACAGCCCAAAGUCCAACAAAUAGCUCCAAGGAUAUGAUAAGUACUAAUCUAAGUGGAAUGCCAAGCACCAAGCCCACGGCACUUAGGUUCUAUGGAAGCACUGAUGUAACAGUCAAUGGGAUAACCUUACAGAACAGCCCUCAGGCCCACCUGAAGUUCGACUCUUGCACAGAUGUCCAGGUUUUUGGUGUUACUAUAACUUCCCCUGGAAACAGCCCCAACACUGAUGGAAUCCAUCUACAGAAUUCCCAAAAUAUGCUAAUUUACAGCACAAAUAUUGCUUGUGGAGAUGACUGUGUAUCGAUACAGACUGGAUGCUCCAAUGUGUACAUACACAAUGUAAAUUGCGGACCAGGACAUGGUAUCAGUAUCGGAGGACUAGGAAAGGACAACACUAAAGCUUGUGUCUCGAACAUCACCGUCCGAGACACAACAAUUACUGGAACAUUAACUGGAGUCAGGAUAAAGACAUGGCAGGGAGGAUCAGGAUCUGCACAAGAUAUCAUGUUCUCAAACAUCCAAGUAUCAGAGGUUCAAACUCCUAUUGUGAUUGACCAGUUCUACUGUGACAAAGGAAAAUGCCAGAAUGAAACAGCAGCCGUGGCAGUUUCAGGCAUAAACUACAUGAACAUAAAAGGAACUUACACAGUGCAACCUGUACAUUUUGCCUGCAGUGACAGCUUGCCUUGCAUUGGUGUGUCCCUUACAACCAUACAGUUGAAACCGGUUCAAGGCAGCCACUGGUAUGACCCCUUUUGCUGGGAGACAUAUGGUGAGUUGAAAACUGCCACAGAACCUCCAAUCAGCUGCUUACAGAAAGGAAAGCCAUCAAAGUUGCCGUCUCAGCUUGUUUCAUGCUGAGUUUAGGGAAAGAAUUCUGCUAGAUAUUUGUACCAUAGGCUUUGAGUGAUCUCUUCAGCCAUAUUUGGCUGACUAUGUAGGGAAGAACUAUAUGGAAAUUUACACAUGUAUAGGGGAAUCGUCAUUUUCUAGUGAUAGAAUAGUAUUUCUACACAAAAAUUUACAGGUAUAUGCAGAAAUAUCAUUUCAAUUUUAACAAUGGAUUCCAGCCAAA